Rotaria sp. Silwood2 is the source of this 300-nucleotide messenger RNA. NCBI's taxonomy places the organism in Eukaryota, Metazoa, Rotifera, Eurotatoria, Philodinida, Philodinidae. The record is from the annotation of a GenBank genome assembly.
AUGUUGAAUCGUCCAUCGAUUAAAGAAUUUUUUCUACCUAUUCAUCGAUUUUGUCUUAAAGGAUUUUAUCCAGGAACAUCUACUAAACAUCAACAAAGAGAUGAUGAACAAGUUCCAUGGACAGUAGAUUUAUCAAAUACGAAUGACACGAUAGCGGGAAAAGAAAUAUUUAAAUAUAUGAUGGAAAAAUCAAAAAACAAUUCUUAUUAUCGUUUACCAUCAACAUGGACAACUGGAACAAAUACAGAUGCAAUUAAGAAAACUCUUAAAAGAUUUCUUUUAAAUAUUUAUCAAACAUGA